Molecule: messenger RNA, 1834 nt
Organism: Aspergillus brunneoviolaceus CBS 621.78
Lineage: Eukaryota; Fungi; Ascomycota; Eurotiomycetes; Eurotiales; Aspergillaceae
Product: protein phosphatase 2A regulatory subunit CDC55
Exons: 6
Coding region: 270-1688 (472 amino acids)
Biological process (GO): peptidyl-serine dephosphorylation
Cellular component (GO): protein phosphatase type 2A complex; cytosol
Molecular function (GO): protein phosphatase regulator activity; protein binding
Source: RefSeq, a predicted model, not a curated record
AACCUACCUCAUCCUCACGCAAACUUCACCCUCUUAGCGUAACCUGUCGUCGUUCCUACGUGACUCGCAUCAAUCGAUUCCUCUUUCUAGUCGCCCACCACAUAGAUCUUCGCGUGAAAAGUUCUCCCGCUCGAGUCUCUCCGCACCAUAUCGAUAUCGGCAAACCCCACCUUAAUUUUCUCAACCCAAGAUCCUCGACCUGUGGAUCUUGACAUCUUCCUUCGUGCUCUGCUGGACACUGCCCCGACAAAGGGUAGAAUUGGAAGAAAAUGGUAGACAGGGAUCCGGGUACUCCUACCUGGAAGUUCACGCAGUGCUUCGGUGACAAAGGAGAUGUUGAGGACAUCACGGAAGCUGAUAUUAUCUCGACUGUCGAGUUCGACCAUACUGGAAACUAUCUAGCGACGGGUGACAAGGGCGGACGGGUGGUGUUGUUUGAGAGAAACGAAACGAAAAAAACUUGCGAAUACAAAUUCCACACCGAGUUUCAAUCGCACGAACCGGAGUUUGAUUACCUGAAAUCCCUGGAGAUCGAAGAAAAGAUCAACAAGAUUAAAUGGUGCAGACGGCAGAAUGCAUCUCAUUUCCUCCUUUCGACGAACGAUAAGACGAUAAAGUUGUGGAAGGUGUUCGACAAGUCUCUGAAAGUCGUGGCGGAGAACAACCUCUCGAGCGAGCUGACUCCCGCGGGUGUGGGUGGUGGCGGCGCGCCCCGUGCGCCCCGACUGAACUUCAAGGACCCUUCCAUGUUGAAGCUUCCUCGGAUGACACAUCAUGAUACGGUUGUGGCCGCUGUUCCUCGGAGGACUUAUGCCAACGCGCAUGCGUAUCACAUCAAUAGCAUCUCCGUCAACAGCGAUGGGGAGACUUUCAUUAGCAGCGAUGACCUCCGAAUUAAUUUGUGGAACCUGAACAUCCAAGACCAGAGCUUUAACAUCGUCGACAUCAAACCGGCCAACAUGGAGGAACUUACGGAAGUUAUCACAGCCGCUGAAUUCCACCCAGUCAGCUGCAACUGGUUUAUGUACGCCAGCUCUAAGGGCACAAUCAAGCUUGCCGACAUGCGGCAGCGAGCAUUGUGCGACGAACACUCUAAGCUAUUCGAACAAGAGGAAGACGCCUCCUCCCGUUCUUUCUUCUCCGAGAUCAUCUCCUCGAUUUCAGACGUACGAUUCUCGCACGAUGGCCGAUACAUCGUGUCAAGAGACUACCUGACCGUCAAGAUCUGGGAUGUCAACAUGGAGAGACAACCUGUGAAGACGAUUCCUAUCCACGAGCACCUGCGACCCCGCCUCUGCGACACCUACGAGAACGAUAGCAUAUUUGACAAGUUCGAGGUUGUAUUCUCGGGUGAUGCGGAGAACGUCAUGACCGGAAGCUACAACAACAACUUCAUGAUCUACCCCACCGACCAGAGCAAGGAGACGGAGAUCGUGCUACAGGCCGACAAGUCUGCUUUCAAGGCUAAGAAGGUCGGUGUGCCGACACCGAUGAACAAGGGUGCCAAUGGAAAGAAGAAUGGGUCUCGAGCUGGUAGCCCGGCCGGCCCUGGCAGUCGGAUGAAGAAGGAGACCGAUGCGGACCAGAUCGACUUCAACAAGAAGAUCCUGCAUAUGAGCUGGCAUCCUUAUGAGGACAGUAUUGCUAUUGCUGCUACCAACAACCUCUUUGUCUUCUCCGCACUGUAAGUAUUUCGACCAGGUGGCUAUAAUCAUAAUUGGACAGGGCGUGUCAGUAUGUGGAACAAAGCAAUCAUGGGACAGAUAUGAGACAAAUGAUACUCCUAGCAGCAGCAUCUGAAGAUCCAAAAUUAAGUUGCCAGUUCAAGUUCAAG